UCCGCCCCGGGGAGGCGGGGUCUCCGCCUUUCCCGCUUUCGGUCCUCACCGCCCCCUCCGCCUUCUCUGAGGCUCCGCGCCACUUCCUCUCCUUAAGGCCGAACCGGCCCCUUAGGGCACGGGUCGCGCGGAGCUGACCCCGGACGAAAUGCGGCCGCGCCAGGGGCGGUGGUGGCUGCUGUUCUGGCUGCUGCCCCUGGCCACACUGCCCGUGCGCGGGGAGGCGGUGACGGCGGCGGCGUUGUCAGUUCAAAGGUGUAAAGCUUUGAAGGAAAAAGAUUUAAUUAGAACUUCUGAGUCAGACUGUUACUGCUACAAUCAAAAUUCCCAUAUGGAGUGGAAAUACAUGUGGUCAACUAUGGAGGUGAAAAUUACCAGUCCAGGCCUUUUCAGAAUUGUAUAUAUCACAAUAAAAUAUAAUUGUCAAUAUCCAGAAACCAUACUAUCUUUUAUCAAAUGUGUGAUUCAUAACUUUUGGACACCAAAGGAAUCUAAUGAAAUAACCAUAAUCAUCAAUCCAUACGGGGAGACUGUGUGCUUCUCUGUGGAGGCUGAGAGGAAUAACUAUAUGAUACAUGUGAAUCGAAAAAUUGUGGAUUUCAAACUCUUCUUUGUGUUCGUGGCAGGAGUUUUUCUUUUCUUUUAUGCAAAGACUCUGAGUCAAAGCCCUACUUUCUAUUAUUCCUCAGGAACUGUGCUAGGUGUUCUAAUGACAUUAGUCUUUGUCUUGCUGUUGAUGAAAAGAUUCAUUCCAAAGUAUAGCACCUUUUGGGCUCUAAUGGUUGGUUGUUGGUUUGCUUCAGUUUAUGUUGUGUACCAGUUGAUGGAAGAUCUGAAGUGGCUGUGGUAUGAAAACAGGACAUAUAUAUUAGGCUACGUCUUGAUAGUUGGAUUUUUCAGCUUUGUUGUCUGUUACAAGCAUGGGCCCCUUUCAGACGACAGGAGCAGAAGUCUUCUGAUGUGGACACUGCGGCUCCUCUCUCUGCUUCUGGUCUAUGCUGGUGUGGCCAUGCCUCAGUUUGCCUAUGCAGCCAUAAUCCUCCUCCUGUCCUCCAGGAGUCUGCACUACCCACUGAGAGCAUUCAGUUACAUGAGGUGGAGAAUGAAGCAGUGGUUUCCAUCAGAAGAGCUGGUGGUGAAGUAUCUUACAGAAGAUGAGUACAGGGAGCAAGCUGAUGCUGAAACAAAUAGCGCUCUGGACGAGCUGCGCCGGACCUGCCGAAAACCUGACUUCCCCUCAUGGCUGGUCAUCUCCAGACUCCACACUCCUGGAAAAUUUGCAGAAUUUGUUCUUGGAGGAAGCCACUUGUCACCUGAAGAAAUCAGUCUGCAUGAAGAGCAGUAUGGCCUUGGGGGUGCCUUUUUGGAAGAGCAGCUCUUUAACCCAAGUACUUCCUGACACUCAACCUUCAAGUUGACUUCAUUCUGGACAAGGAAAUGGGUCCUGCCCACAGUUUCCUCUCUGUGACUGCUGUUUUUCUAAUCUUCAUUAAUGACCAACAUCCCACCCCCUCUGAUGGGAAUAUUUUUACUCAGAUAUGUUAAAAUCUUCUCUGGCCUAGAAGUUGGAUUAUCUUUUAAAGGUAACUGUAUAUUUCUGUUAUGAUUCCUGAAUGUGAUACCUUAAUAGGUCACCAGAGAUUUAAAACGAGUACUAUAUUUAUCUAAGAUAAAUCUUGGAAGAUGCAGUUAGUGGAUAGCUUCUCUUUAUUAUUUAAAUAAUUUUGGGAAUCUGAUUUCUUUUUAGAUUUGGUUCUUUUUCCAAAAAAGACUGAUUAAAAAGAGAAAGGGGAAGAAAACCAACAUUUAUUAGAAUCCAUCAGGCAGUAUAUGAGGCACCUUCUAUACCUCUUAAUUUGCGCCUCAUGACCACUUUGUGAUAUGUUUUGGUAUUUUCAUUUUACAGAUGAGGAAAGACCCAGAAGGCAGGAGAAAGUUGCUGAAGGACACAUGUAGCUAAAGUGGUAGAAUCAGAAUUUAAGCUCCUAUGUGUCUGCUUCCAGGGCUCAUGUUCUACUUCCUUUAUUGCCAUCUUAAGAAAAUUAAGGAAACGACCCCAUGGAUAAUGCAUUCAAGAGGUGACUACAUAUGCUGAUGUUACACGCAUACCAGUCAUUUGUGUUCCGCAGUUAUGGACACUGUAGUCUGUGGCCCUUGUCAGUGCUUCUCAGGCUGUCUAGGGUGAUGGACCAGUUUCCCUGUAGUUCAUCACAAGUAAUACUUCUGAAAGAUACACUAAAUUAUUAGAAAAAUGAAAUAAUCUUUAAAAGACAUACAGAAUAUAAGCAUGAUGAUCAUAAUGUCAUGACAAUGUCAGCUUGCCAUACAUAUUUUGAAAUGUUUAAUUUCUGUGUUGUCACAUACCAGCAGUAGUUUGACAGCACCAGUCCUUGAGCACACUUUGAGUAGCACUGGUCUACAUGUUAUUUUUCUAAGAUGCCAGUGAUCUGUUCAGGAAACAAAAAAAAUCCUGACAUUUUUCAAAUAUAAGUUUAUAAUUUAAAAGAAUAGCAUCUUCCACUGACUGUUGGAUAGAGUAUGGUAUGUAAUUUGUUAAAUGAUUAUAAAAUUAUUGUUUACUUUUGCUGACACCUUGAAGAAGAAAAGGAAAAUGAAAAUUAUGGAACUUAUAACUUCUCUCUGCAGACUUUGCACUUUAUGGAAUAUCAUUGUUGUCAUUCUUUUCCAUCCUCUUCAACUUAUGUUUUCCUUAAUUUUAUCUCUUAACUCAUAUCCCCAACCACUUAAUAUUUAUAAUGCAUGUUGGAAAUGAAUGCCUUAUUAUACAGCUUACUAGAUAGAAGUAAAUAUGUACAAUAUGGCACUGUAGAUUGUGAUAAUGGAAUAUGAUUAUAGAUUUAAAUGGCAAUAAAGUAAUAGCGCUAGACCCUGGUUGGGGAAAUGAGACAGCACUCCUCCUGCCCCGGGCUUUUUGCUACACAACAGUGGCAGUAUUUAUGGAGCACACACUGUGUGUCAGAUAACUCAUUUUAAACAUCAACCUGUAAUGUACAUACUGUAAUCAUUUCAGUUUUACAGAGGAGGGUCCUGAGGCCCAGAUAUGUUUUAUGUGAGUGUAACUUCUCACUGGCAGAGCUGGGACUCAAAUGCAAACAGUGCGACUGCAGAGCCCACACUCCUAACCCCAACACUGUAAGGUCCCUUGGGUUGUCAUCUAAAAACUAGGACUUUCCUGGAGCCAUAGUGGGAGGCAAUUGGUCCUGUAUUAGUUGCCCGAAGCAGAUGGCAGCUGGUUGAGAGUUAGGUACCUAGCUGGACUAGCACUCAACUAGACUGGCUCACUUUUCCCCCAUGUUAGGUAUCAGCAAGUUUCCAGUUACUCUCUUAUAAGAAGCCAGUUUGUCCUGGCAUAACGCAAAUUACUUUCUGAGAUCUGACAAACAACUCCCCCUUUCACCCCUUUUCUGUCCCCACCUAGGUACCAGUCUGUCUCCCAACUGCUUCAUGGUUUGGAAUUCUUAAGCCAGAUAUUCUCAAAGCUUUAUUAAACAAGCCCAGGAGUGGUUUGGGGCUUCAAAAGUAGCCUUUGUCUUGUCUCCAUGCACCAAAGGGUGGAAGAACUUCCAAAUAGAAAAUCACCUCUUUGUUACCUACAGUCACUGUCAAAGCAUACCCUCAUCUUUACAGAAUAACAUAAUCUUCAUCUCUAACCCCUCAUACUGAAGCUGAAUAAACAGGCCCAGAGAUCUCCUGAAGGUGAUCUCUUCCUUUAUACCCUUGCUGUCCAAUAUGAUAGCCAUGAGCCAUGUAUGGCUGUUUAAAAUUAGAAACCUAAUUCCCCAGAAAAUUAGCCACAUUUCAGUUAAUAGUCACAUGUGGCUUAUGGCUACUGUACUGGACAGGGCAAAUAGAGAACUUUUCAUCUUCUCAGUAAGUCCUACUGGACAGUGCUAUUCUAUGAUGCUGUUGCCUUGGAUACAGAGUUGUGGGUGUGUCUGCUUUCCCUUCCUGAUUCCCAUGGCUCUGGCCAGAGUCUCUACCAUCCUCUGGGUUUCCUGUGCAGAGUUAUCAAUCCAGCCAACUCACCUCCAGAGUAUAAAGGGUCUGGUGUUCCUACAAUUCACAAAGCAUCAAGAAUUUGCAAGAUUUCUAGGAAUCUAGGAAUAUCUAGAAAUCCAAAUGGAAAUAUAACCACAUACAUACAUAUAUCAGGCAUGUAUUGUAAUGGUUUAGGCUAGGCUGUUUUAUGGCUUCCUCUACCACAACAGAUGCAGGGAAUGGCCUCCUGGCCUCCUGGGGUGGGAGAAGAUACUAAGCGGACCAGGGCUUUGACACUAGGAAAAUCUGAGUUUGAAUCCUGGCUUUGUGAUCUUAAGCUCAUAACUUAAACUUAGCUUCAGAAUCCUCUUAUUUAAAAUGGGGGUAGUGAUAUGUACACCUCCAGUUUUUGUUAAGGGCAAAAUGAUCAUCUCAUUAGCACACUACAGGCACCCAAUAUCCACAGUUGUGGUUACCUUUUCCUAGAAUCACUGCUUAACUCCAAAUUGGCUGAGAGGAAUAUUGCCUAAGUAAUGGUCUCAGUACUUAAUACCAGCAGUCCCCACCUCAGCAGUACUGGAAGGAAUUGCCAAUCAGAGGGAAGCUAUUAGCCAACUAUCCACUUCAUGUGACCCAUGGCAGGAUUAAUAAGCCAGUAAAGAGCAUUGCUCUUCCUGUGAAUUCCUUAACACUUUUCAUAAGGUUUACUGCCUGCUGGGCAAUGUAUUAUACUCUAUUCUUAAGACUUGAGGAGUAGUUUAAUAAUUAGCAAUUAACUUCUUUGAAUCCACACAAGCUCAGCACUUGGGUAAUUUACUGUUUCUACAACCAUAGGAGAAAGAGUAGGAAGUAAGUCCUUAAGGCAGUGAUUACCAGCCUGGGCUCUGUGACACCCCUGCGUGUGUUGAGGGACCUCAAGAACAAAAUCUCAAAUAAAAAUUUAAUUUGAAUUCACUUUAAUAUUUUUUAAAGUAGCAUAUGGCACUUUGGGGACAGGAAGAAAAAGUCAGUCACAAAGUACACAAACCCAUGAAGGUGUCAGCUCACAAGGCUGGAAAUGACUGCAUUAUUGAUUCUGCUGUCACAGUAAAUGUUCCAUAACAAAGGCAUGUUGAAUUUGGUCUCAUUCAUUACAGAGUAAAGGACUUUUGUUUGGUCAUAUCCUUGUCAUUUAAGAAACAUUUAAAAAUGGUAUUUAUUUUUAUUUCAACAUGUCAACUGUGCAUUUCCAAAACAGCAGGCUUUUCAAAGGAAUAAAUCAGAACUGUAAACACAAGAUACAGUAUAAGUUUUUGACUUCCUACAGUCAGUUUCACAAAUCCACAUACUGUACAUAGGUGAGGUUCAGCCUGUCACCCAUUUCUUUAUUUCUAUAAUUACACAAGUAUAAUAAAUACAUCUGAUUUUAAAGGUCACUUAAAAUGAGUCAUAAUUUACAGUACAGUACGUUUCAGUUCAAGUGCAAAAAAUAACCAUUUGCUGAAUUCUACUUCUUUCAGUUAUUUUACUUUUAAGCUGUGUUUUGUGGUGAAGCUAGACAUCCAAGUGUAGAAUUUCUUAUCCCAAAUGCAGUAUUGGGCAGAACUACGGUGUCAUGGAGAAGCCCUCACUUUACAGUUGAUCCUGUCUAAACAGGGUCAUAGGGCAAGGUGAUUUGCUCAUUUCUCUUAUUUUUUUCUUUCCUCUCUCCUGUGCUCAUCCACAGCUAUUAUAAAUUAUAUAAUUCACCUUUAUUCAGCUAAAACAAUGUCGCUCUUCCACACUCCACCCAGGUUUCCUAUUUCCUCUGCUUUGACUUUAAGCAGCAAGGUUUAUGUGUGACCCACCCAGCCAUUGUUCUGGCUGCAGUUGUAACAUUUGCAGUUGCAUACACUACAUUGUCCAGUGUCUGACUGUGUCUUCAUGAGAAGGAGUAUACUGAGAUUUCUUUCUUUAGUCAUUGGAAAGUAUAGUUGCUACUUAUUGCCAUCCUUCCCAUUCAUGGUUUCCUAUUUACCACCUUUUCUCACCAAAAACAAAACUGACCCAAUAUGUGAUUUCUAAAAAUUGUAUCCCUCCCCCAGGCACUUAAAUCCUAUACUGUUAUUUGUAAAUAGUACUGCUUAGUUAAAGGAACUCUUAGGAAUUCAGUGAUUUUUGUGUGUGUUUCAUUCACUCAGCUAAUUACAGCUUGAAUCACUAUAAGAUAGUAAAUAGCAAGAGAGGCUAUUUACAGUAUCAAUAUAUUUAGUAAACUCUUGUUUAUCAA
Molecule: messenger RNA, 6247 nt
Organism: Callithrix jacchus (white-tufted-ear marmoset)
Lineage: Eukaryota; Metazoa; Chordata; Mammalia; Primates; Cebidae
Gene: NEMP2
Product: nuclear envelope integral membrane protein 2
Cellular component (GO): nuclear envelope
Source: RefSeq, a predicted model, not a curated record